Messenger RNA from Trichomonas vaginalis G3, 1296 nucleotides. RefSeq lists its product as uncharacterized. NCBI's taxonomy places the organism in Eukaryota, Parabasalia, Trichomonadida, Trichomonadidae. The record is from RefSeq and is a predicted model, not a curated record. The transcript has a single exon. The coding region runs from base 1 to 1296 and encodes 431 amino acids.
AUGACUUCUAUUGAUGAUUCAAAACGUUCAUUAGUGGUUAUGGCUGAUUCAAGAGUUCGCAAGAAUGCAACAGAACCAAUCAAUACAUACUCAUUCAUUCGUGGAAGUUACGAUUCAACAUUAACUAGAACAGUGAAUGAUAUAUUAAAUGAUUUGAAUAUUAAGGUAAGAGUUGAACAGAAGAAUGAAGAAAUAAAGAGUAUAAUGAAUGAAAACAAAGAUGUAAACAUUGACGAUAAACUUGCCCAGAGCAUAGUUGAUGGCAUCUGUGAUUUUGAAGUACAUAAUGACGGUGGAAACAUGAAUUUAGAAAAAGAAAUAACAUUAUUCACACUGUUUCAAGCUAUUAAUUCGUUACCUAAUCAUUUGAUUAAUGAAGCAUACGAUAACGUUUAUAACUUCUGCAGUUUAACAGAAAAUGCAAAAAGUAAUUUUGAAAAAGCACGUAGUAGAUAUGCACAUUUAAUGACUUCUCCAUUUGUUUUAGUGAAGAUUCUAAAACUAUAUCAAAAGGAAUAUUAUGAUGAAUACGUUUUACCUUUAUUACGUAAGCCAAAAAUAACAUUUGAUAUAAAACUUGAUGACUCGUUUUUGAUAACAGAUAUUAGACGCAAGGCUGAAAAUCAUCAGUAUAAAAACAGUUCUGAAGUAAUUGAGGAUUUAUCACGUGUAAUCCGUUUUGUAGAUUGUGGAAACAAAUAUUUCAUUCAAAAGGACUAUAAUAUCCACGACAAAAUGAAUCAAAUAUCAUUCGUUCUUCAAUCAAACAUGAAAGAGUCACUCAAAAUGAUUAAAUUAUUUAAAGAAGAAGGUAAAACCAUAACAGCGUGGGACGUACUACUAAAUCAAUUGUCUUCAUUAACUGUUAAGGGUGUUUGCUUUAAAUCUGAUUCCCCAGAUGUUUUCUCAACGUUUCAAGGUUAUAAAUACAACAUUCUCGAAAAGCCUGAUUACUCAAAAAUUGAGAUGUUUAUGAAUUUCAUUAAAGAAGCCAUUUGUGAUAAUAACGAUGAAGUGUAUAAAUACCUUCUCGGCUGGAUUGCAUCAAUGAUUCAACAUCCUGGAAUCAAGAAUGAAACAGCAAUUAUUUUGAAAGGACUUCAGGGAACAGGUAAAAACAGAUUUACAGACAUUAUUUCUGAACUUCUCGCUGGUUAUUCAUGUAAAAACAUUACCGAAAUAAGUGAGCUAACGGGUAAUUUCAAUUCAGUAGUUGAAAAUAAAAUGUUUCUUGUACUUAAUGAACUCAAGAAUGUAGGUGAAGACAGACUUGCAAACUUCAACGCUUUGAAAUAA